Messenger RNA from Ipomoea triloba (trilobed morning glory), 1873 nucleotides. Its product is annotated as tocopherol cyclase, chloroplastic. The record is from RefSeq and is a predicted model, not a curated record. Gene Ontology annotation, molecular function: tocopherol cyclase activity. The transcript has 10 exons. NCBI's taxonomy places the organism in Eukaryota, Viridiplantae, Streptophyta, Magnoliopsida, Solanales, Convolvulaceae. Bases 54 to 1517 code for a protein of 487 amino acids.
UGUCCCUGGCAGACACACAGACGCUCUGAUUUACUGGCUGCUGUUGCGAAUCCAUGGAAACCCUCCUUGCAUGUUCUUCUGCCGUUUCUCCAGCAACCCAAUCUAACACUGCCAGAUUCUCUCCGCGGAAGCAGCUGCGCGUCGGAAAGAAGUCGCCGCCAUUCAGAGUGAAAGCAGUAUCGGUGCCCGAUUCCGCCGUCGAAAACCCCGCGCCGGAGAUUAAAGAGGCUGUUAAACCCGUUUAUACCCCCACCCCUUCCAAUCGCCCUCUUCGAACUCCUCACAGCGGAUACCAUUUUGAUGGGACUCGUAGACAGUUUUUUGAGGGAUGGUUCUUUAAGGUUUCAAUUCCAGAAUGUAGACAGAGUUUCUGUUAUAUGUAUUCUGUUGAGAAUCCUGCAUUCACUAAGCCAUUGAAUGGAAUAGAGGAGGUGCAGUACGGGCGUCGUUUUACAGGAGUUGGAGCUCAAAUUCUUGGUGCGGAUGACAAGUAUAUUUGCCAAUAUACUCCAGAGUCUAACAACUUUUGGGGUGAGAGGCAUGAACUGUCACUUGGAAAUACUUUUAUUGCCCAAACAGGUGCCAGGCCUCCAAAUAAGGAAGUUCCUCCUCAGGAGUUCAAUAGCCGUGUUUCAGAGGGUUUUCAAGUGACACCACUUUGGCAUCAAGGAUUUAUUCGUGAUGAUGGAAGGACGGAUUAUGCAAAAACCGUGAAAACUGCUCGCUGGGAGUAUAGCACUCGCCCCAUUUAUGGAUGGGGCAACGUGGGCUCAAAGCAAAAGUCCACGGCUGGCUGGCUUGCUGCAUUCCCUGUAUUUGAACCUCAUUGGCAAAUAUGCAUGGCAGCUGGACUUUCAACAGGUUGGAUAGAGUGGGAUGGUCAGAGGUAUGAGUUCGAAAAUGCCCCAUCAUAUUCUGAGAAGAACUGGGGUGAUGGCUUCCCUAGAAAGUGGUUCUGGGUCCAAUGUAAUGUCUUUGAAGGUGCUGAUGGAGAAGUUUCUUUAACUUCUGGUGGUGGAUUAAGGCAAAUUCCUGGACCUGGAACAAGCGACAACUUUGAAAAUGCUGCACUGAUAGCAGUUCACUAUGGAGGUGUCUUCUACGAAUUUGUGCCAUGGAAUGGUUCUGUAACUUGGGAAAUUUCUCCGUGGGGCCACUGGUACAUAACUGCAGAGAAUGCGACACACAAGGUAGAACUUGAAGCAAGAACGAGUGACCCGGGCACAACAUUGCGUGCCCCUACUCAAGAGAUGGGUCUUGCUCCUGUAUGUCGGGAUACUUGUUAUGCUGACCUAAGACUGAAACUGUGGGAACGCCGCUAUGAUGGCAGUAAAGGAAAGGUGAUCUUGGAUGUUACGAGUAACAUGGCAGGUGUAGAAGUUGGAGGAGGACCCUGGUUCAACACAUGGAAAGGAACAACAAAUGCACCAGAGAUUCUCAAGCAAGCGCUUAACGCUCCAGUUGACAUCGAAGGGAUAUUUGGCCUGGUUCCGCUGUUUAAACCUCCCGGCUUAUAGUUUACUGAGACGUGGUCUUCCCGUCACCAUAGUUUACUGAAGGUACAUGAUCUCGUUGUCGCUAGGGUAGAGCAUUCGCAGUAUGAAGAUUAAAAGGUCAGUCGAAGAAGCCGAACACCAUUAUUGCUGCACUACACCCUGUGGAAAGAUGUAUAUUCUUGAUAUAGCAUCCAUUGUCGUUUAGAUUGAACAUUGUAAUGUGUUCUAGCCUAUAUCAUUUUCAUGGAUCCCAUUGUUGGUGACAGUAAUUGCAAAAAUUUCAGCAGAACAUCUAUAAAUAUUGUUAUAUACCUGAUGGUUUUACGGGAUCUGGUCCAUUAUAAAUCGGGUGGGAUGCCCGAGAUAACUUAGGUAAA